UACCGUUUAAAAAGAUAGACCUAUGAAGUAAUGGUAACAAUCAUUAAAACUCGUGCAAAGGUGUUUCAAUAUUUCCAUUCUGCGGGAAAAGUGGACCUGUCGUUCCUUUUAAUUCUUCUUGGAAUAGUUUUUGGUGUGCUUCUUUCAUCGUCAACAAUGGCUGAAAAAACCGCAGAACUCCAAGUCCUGGAAAGCAACAGGCAAUUUACUACCAGUCUCUACAAUGUUUUGGCUGAAAAAGCAGGAAAUGUCUUCUUUUCCCCAAUCAGCGUGCACGCUGUUCUUUCCAUGUCCUAUCAAGGUGCCAAAGGUACAACUGCUGAAAAGUAUGCUGCUACACUGAACGUGCCUGAAGCUAAAGCUGCUGCAGAAGGUUACAACGUUGUGAUGAACCGCCUGAAUUCCGUUCCAAAUGUUACACUUCUUAUGGCUAAUAGAGUCUAUCUGAUGGACGGGUAUGAACUUGUUCCAGAAUUCAGCAACGCCGUCACUAAAAAUUUCCUGUCUGAAGUGCAACUAGUCAAUUUUGGGGCAAAUGAAGCCGCUGCUGCAACUAUCAACGCUUGGGUAGAAGAGAAGACAAAAGAGAAGAUCAAGGAUUUAAUCAGCAAGGACGAUUUAAAUGGCUUGACGCGUUUAGUACUUGUAAAUGCCAUCUACUUUAAAGGCGACUGGAAGCAUAAAUUUGACAAGGCAGCCACCAAAACUGAACCAUUCUAUCUCAAUGAUGUAGAUUCGAUAGAUGUGUCAAUGAUGCAUACUAAAAAGAAAUUCAAUUAUAAAUCAGAUGAAGCGCUGGAUGCUCAAAUUUUAGAAAUGUCGUACACUAACGAAGAUCUGAGCAUGUUCAUUAUUUUGCCGAACAAGAGAAAUGGAAUUGCUGAAUUGGAAAAGAAGCUGGCCACUGCUAACUUAACUGAAAUAACACAACAUAUGUGGAACACAGAAGUUAAUGUAGCUUUACCAAGAUUCAAAGUUGAAACAACCAUGGAUUUAAAAGAUUCUUUAACUAAGCUUGGACUUGGUGAAAUUUUUAGUCCAGGUUCAGCCGAUUUCAGUGGUAUGAUUACUGCAAAAGAACAGCUAUACGUCAGCAAAGUAAUACAGAAAGCUUUUAUUGAAGUAAAUGAAGAAGGGGCUGAGGCAGCUGCUGCUACUGGUAUGAUUAUGAUGAUGAGAUGCAGUUUAAUUACUCGCCCACCACCAGAAUUUAUAGCUGAUCAUCCCUUCAUUUACAUUCUGGCCGAAAAAAAAACGAAUCAUCUUUUCGCUGGGCGUCUUUCUAACCCCAGCUUGUAAUGGUUUUCACAAUUUAAAUCGGUACGAUGGUUAUGUAAAAUAAAUAUGUAGCCACUUUUAACUCAAUAAAAUUGUGUACAGGUUCCUUUAUAUCGUGUAAAUCACACAUCUUGUUGAGCAAUUUUUUUUUACGUAAUAACCAUCAGCUUCACGUUAAUAAAAUGUCGUUAAGUCGGUUACAAGACUUGUAUGCAAAUUUAUUGAACACUGUAUUAGAAAAGUCAAACAAAUCUGUUGUAUUAGAGGCCAUGACAUAAUAGAACAAGUAGAAUAUUAAGUACAUCAAUUACAAAAUUAAUCUAAAGUAGUUAUUGUAUUGUGUGUAUUUUAAAGAAAUGAUUUUAAUAGGUUAGGAAGUGUUUAAUUUCCAACAAAAUUUCUAUUGUAACUAAAACUAACUGAUCACGUUCGGGGACAUGUGUUCUAUGUUUUUUGAUUGACAUUGAGAAUUUCUGUUUAGUUUAAAUAUUACAAAAUUUCUUGCUAAAUAAGUGUUAAUAACUGAAUUGUACCAUUUGCUAUAGCUUGAUUCAGUCCAUUAACAAAAAUUAUUUUUGUACAGGUUUCAUGGCAGUAGCGUGUUCGUUCGUAAUGUAUCCAGUAUUAUUCUUUACUGUUGACCACCCAUUUAUCUAUGCACUAAUGCAAAAAUCGGGAGAUACAAGAAAUAUUUUGUUCUUUGGAAAAAUGAUAAAACUCUAAUUAUUAUUUCAGUAACAUCUUCAUAUAAGUACUUCAUACCUUUCUAGUAUUCUGUAUUUUGUUAGCAUUUCUGAAAUACAUAUGUGCCUUAGAAAUAAAUAUAUUGAUAUUUU
This is a messenger RNA of Zophobas morio, 2114 nucleotides long. Its product is annotated as leukocyte elastase inhibitor-like. The record is from RefSeq and is a predicted model, not a curated record. Lineage: Eukaryota; Metazoa; Arthropoda; Insecta; Coleoptera; Tenebrionidae. The coding region runs from base 31 to 1299 and encodes 422 amino acids. The transcript has 4 exons. Gene Ontology annotation, molecular function: serine-type endopeptidase inhibitor activity.